ACACACACACACACACACACACACACACACACACACACACACACACACACCGCGGCCAGCAGAGGGCGAUGUUGCCCCUCCCGCCCCCACGAGCGCAGGCGGAAGUGCGAAAAUGAAAGUGCCCUGAACUUCCGGUGUGGCAGCGCUCCGGAGGGACGGAGGACACAUUGAGAGGAGAGUGACCGAGUGACACGGGUCCGAACGACUCCCCCGCGCCCCCCGUUCGGGGUUCUGCGCCUUUUCAGGGACAUGAUGACGUCAGAGGACCGCCGCACGGAAAGGUGUCUGCGUUCCCCCCGCAGAGCUGACGGCGGCGGUUCUCCUUCCGCGUGUCCCGCGUCCACGACCCGAAGAACGCGUCCCGGUGAGUGACGCGUGUCCCCGGCGCCGCCCGCAUGCGGCCCCCCGUGGAGGGACCCCCGUCGGGGGUGCUGUGCGUCAACGGGACGCCCUGGAUCCUCUACCUCUUUGAGGAGUGUGUCCAAAGUGCCUGGGAGUACUGGAGUGUCCUCAUGGGCCUCUUCUCCAUGUUCUGCUUCCUGCUGUCCACUCUGCCGCAGGUUUACGAGGCCUGCAGGACCGGCAAGGUGGAGGAGGCCAUCUCCGCAGGCUUCCUGCUCUUCGUACUGGCCGGAGAUGUGAGCAACCUGGCCGGGUGUUACCUCACGGGACAGCUGCCCAUCCAGGUGGUGACGGCCGUGUUCUACAUCUUCAGCGACGUCGUGCUCAUCUCCCAGUUCCUCUACUACAAGACCAGGAACAGAGACGCUCGCAGAAGGCCCUUUCUCAAGUGGAUCUGCUUCCUGUGGUGCAGCUUGGCCACCGUUGGGUGUCUCGUUCUUCCCAAAGUUCUCAAGGACAUCAUCAGCGAGAACCCAUCUGGCCGACAGGAACUCUCCGGAUACGUGUGCGGCUACUUGUCCUCCGUCUUCUACCUCACCUCCCGCCUUCCGCAGCUCUACAAGAACUUUAAGAGACAGUCCACGGAGGGGACGUCCUACCUGCUGUUUGCCCUGUGCAUGCUGGGAAACGGAACCUACGGCCUGAGCCUCAUCGUAGUUCUGCCGGCGCUGACCGGGUCCAAGAGCACCUUCAUCCUGAACCACCUGGCCUGGCUCAUUGGCAGCCUUGGCGUCCUUCUCCUGGACGUCUUCAUCUCGGCUCAGUUCGUCCUGUACAGGAAGCGGCGCCCCGGCGUUCCCGUUCCUCUGGCGCUGAAGAUGGUUCUGGAAGCGGAGCCCUUGUUGCGUGGGGACGAGGAGCCGUGAAGCCGGCAGAGCUCGCCCACGCGGACGUUCCGCAGCCUCUUCUCGGUGCCCUCUGGAAUCCGGCGGGACCGGAAAGGGAGCUUUUGCUCCGCGGAGCGCAAAAGCGUGUAACGCACACGUGCCGUGUGUAUGAAGGCGACACGCUGACGGAGACACGUUGAGAGCCUUAAACGGAGACUCUUACCUGAAAGCUUUUACUGUAGUUAAAGUGAUGAACAAACAUUUCUAUGCCUUGAAGGGACAUUUUCUGUGAACGUUGCCCGUUGAUGCAGAGACAUUUACACGGGUCUUAUGGACAUGCACGCACGCACGCACGCACGCACACGCACACAUACACACACAAUGCAAGGACCUGCUUUAAAUGAUGUUGGGAUGCUCUCUCACAUUAAUCUCUGUUUUCCUUCAAAAUUUGUGUUUUGAAAGUGAUAUUUGUGAAACAUCGUAUUUGAC
Scleropages formosus (Asian bonytongue) is the source of this 1718-nucleotide messenger RNA. Its product is annotated as lysosomal amino acid transporter 1 homolog. Gene Ontology annotation, cellular component: lysosomal membrane. The record is from RefSeq and is a predicted model, not a curated record. The transcript has 8 exons. Gene Ontology annotation, molecular function: L-lysine transmembrane transporter activity. Bases 396 to 1268 code for a protein of 290 amino acids. Lineage: Eukaryota; Metazoa; Chordata; Actinopteri; Osteoglossiformes; Osteoglossidae.